AUGGCUUCCACAACCACCCACAAACUCAACACGGGCGCCACGAUCCCGGCCAUUGGGUUCGGGACAUGGCAGGAUAAGGACGCGCAGGAGGAUGCGGUUUUGACGGCUUUGAGGGCGGGGUAUAGACAUAUUGAUACGGCGAGGAUCUAUGGCACUGAGCCUGCCGUGGGCGAGGGGAUUAGGAAGAGUGGGGUGAAGAGGAGUGAGAUUUUUUUGGUGACGAAGCUUUGGAACAACUCGCAUGAGCCCAAGGAUGUUGAGCCUGCGCUCGAUGCGAGUUUGAACGAUUUGGGGACGGAUUAUGUUGACCUAUACUUGAUGCACUGGCCGAGCCCAUUCAAGGCGGGCGAGGACAAGUUUCCCAAGGACGACAAUGGCAAGGCGAUUCCUGGUACUGCCGACUAUGUUGACACGUACACGGCCAUGGAAGAAUGUCAGCGAAAGGGUAAGGCGAAGGCCAUCGGCGUGUCGAACUUCAGUCAGGGUGAGAUGGAACGCUUGUUGAAGGAGACGACCAUUGUUCCGGCUGCACAUCAACUCGAGCUGCACCCUUGGCUCCAGCAACCGAACUUCGACGCCUGGCACAAGGAGAAGGGCAUCCACCUUACUCAGUACUCUCCCUUUGGCAACCAGAAUGCGAUUUACUCCAAGGGACAGGACCUUGGUAAACUGAUGGAUGAGCCGGUCUUGGUGGAAAUCGGGAAGAAGUACAACAAGAGUGGUGCUCAAGUCGCGCUUGCGUGGGGGAUUGCGCAUGGGCGAUCUGUCAUACCCAAGUCGAAGACGGAAAAUCGCAUCAAGCAGAACUUGGAAGGUGAUUUCAAGCUUGACGCUGACGACGUCCAGAAGAUUGAUCAACUCGAUAAGAAAUUGAGAUUCAACAACCCAUCGGAGUCGUUUGGCUGGAAGUUCUACGCGGACCUCGACGGCGCCUAA
Molecule: messenger RNA, 936 nt
Organism: Zasmidium cellare ATCC 36951
Lineage: Eukaryota; Fungi; Ascomycota; Dothideomycetes; Mycosphaerellales; Mycosphaerellaceae
Exons: 6
Coding region: 1-936 (311 amino acids)
Cellular component (GO): cytosol
Molecular function (GO): aldose reductase (NADPH) activity
Source: RefSeq, a predicted model, not a curated record